This is a messenger RNA of Pyrenophora tritici-repentis Pt-1C-BFP, 1638 nucleotides long. RefSeq names its product Rft-1 multi-domain protein. NCBI's taxonomy places the organism in Eukaryota, Fungi, Ascomycota, Dothideomycetes, Pleosporales, Pleosporaceae. The record is from RefSeq and is a predicted model, not a curated record. Gene Ontology annotation, biological process: dolichol-linked oligosaccharide biosynthetic process; glycolipid translocation. Gene Ontology annotation, cellular component: endoplasmic reticulum membrane.
AUGUCGAAUUCGAUACUUUCCGCUUCCGCGAAAGGAGCCACCUUUCUAAUCCUCCUGCAGGUGGCUUCACGGGCACUGACCUUUGCCGUCAAUCAAGUCUUGUUGAGGUUUCUGUCACCGGAACUGCUCGGAGUAUCCGCCCAGCUGGAGCUGUUUUCCAUCUCGGUGCUUUACUUUGCACGCGAAAGUCUACGGGUGGCUCUGCAGCGACAGGCCCACGGAACACAGGUCGUCAUCAACCUCUCCUACCUAGCCGUCUUUCUGGGCACGCCAUUGGCCUAUCUCCUGGCACUACUAUGGCAUCGAUCCGAUACGCCAAGCGUACCUUACUUUGUGGAUGCGCUAAUUGUGUACUGCCUGGCUACCUUAUUGGAACUCUUGAGCGAGCCAGCGUUUUCGGCUGUACAGCAGAAGUUGCUCUACAAAGUGCGGGCGUCAGCAGAGAGUUCUGCCACCCUGUUGCGCUGCGUCGGAACUUGCGGCUCCGCCAUGUUGGCCAGUCGAGCUGGCCUCGAUAUUGGAGUCUUGCCAUUCGCCAUUGGACAGCUAGCAUACGCUUUGGCGCUACUCGUUGUCUAUGCAUACAAGACGUGGCCCGUGGCAAAGGCUGACGGCUUUUCUCUCUUUCCAGAAAAAGUAUCCUCGACCAAAGAGAACCCAAUCGUGGUGAACUACUUCUCUGCCCCUCUUCUGCGACUUACUGCAUCUCUUAGCCUUCAGUCGGCCCUGAAGUACGUCCUCACCCAAGGAGACUCUCUGUUGAUUACGACAUUGGCGUCGCUGGCAGAUCAAGGCGCAUAUGCGCUGGCAUCAAACUAUGGCGGCCUUAUUGCACGCAUGCUCUUUCAACCCAUCGAAGAAAGCAGUCGUAAUAUGUUUGCCAAGCUCUGUGCCAAACCAGCGUCAUCGGAAGCAGCGGGGAAGAAGGGAGAAUCCAAGAAGUCGGACGAGCAAAAGCAAAAUCUUGCUCAAGCGUCCAGAGUACUGAGUACUAUUCUCCGUCUCUAUGGGAUCAUUUCUUUGUUUGCAGUCACAUUGGGGCCAGUACUGGCCCCUGUACUUCUCUCUAUUGUCGCGGGUCAGAAAUGGUCUGCGACUUCCGCCUCCAAAGUUCUGUCCACUUACUGUUAUUACAUACCGUUUCUGGCUAUCAACGGAGUAACAGAAGGCUUUGUAGCUGCCGUUGCUACGAACAAAGAGCUGUAUGCACAAUCAGUCUCAAUGGGUAUCUUUUUUGUGCUCUUCGCAGGCAGUGCGUGGUUCUUCAUCGGGCAGCUCGAAAUGGGAGGCAACGGUGUAGUCUUUGCAAACACGGUCAACAUGGGGUUGCGCAUUGUGUGGAACACCUGGUUCAUCAAGAGAUUCUUUGCGCGAAACGGCUCUGGCUUCAGCGUGCUAGACACAUUACCGUCGCUCACUGCUGUCGCGCCUGCUGUCGUAAUACCUACACUGAUGCAAACGAGGCCCGGUAUCAGCUUCCUAUCAAGAUUCGGUAUUCUUGGGGAGUUGGUCAGCAUGGGUGCAGUGGGCGGUCUCUAUGCUCUCCAUGUUCUGUUCUUUGAGCGACAAUUUCUUGUGGACUGUUAUCGUAUGCUGAGACCAUCACGAGCUGUUCAGCAACCGGAGAAGUCGAAAUGA